CCGGGCCAUCCGCCUCUGUUUUGCUCCGCCCCAUUCGCGUCGGCUCAUUCUCCGGACGAUAACCCCUUCCCUUCCGGCCUAUAUCCUCGCCGGAAGUCGGCCAAUCUUCGCCCCCCUUUUCUCCUCCCGAUCGAUCCCCCGAGCAGAGGUAGUGGAGAUCCUGUUCCACUUCUCUCCUUCGUCUUCAUCUUCCUCCACGUCAUCGUCGUCCUCCUCUCCGGCGACGCGAUGGCGACGGCGAUCUGGCAGCCGCGGGAAGAAGGUCUACGGGAGAUCUGCGGCGUCCUGGAGGAGUACCGCUCGCCGACAUCUGAUCAAGCUCGGAUAUGGCAGCAACUGCAGCACUAUAGCCAGUUCCCCGACUUCAACAACUAUCUCGCUUUCAUUCUCGCGCGGGCUGAGGGGAAAUUGGUUGAAGUGCGCCAAGCAGCUGGGUUGCUUUUAAAAAAUAACCUGAGAACUAGCUUCCAAUCUCUCUCUCCUUCCUACCAGGCAUAUAUCAAAUCUGAAUUGGUUCCUUGCAUAGGGGCAGCCGAUAGGCACAUCAGGUCAACAGUUGGAACCGUAAUCAGUGUAAUUGUGAUGCAAGGGCAUGUUUUUAACUGGCCUGAGCUGCUACAAGCACUUGUAAACUGCUUGGAUAGCAGUGAUUUCAAUCAUAUGGAGGGCGCUAUGGAUGCCUUGUCAAAGAUUUGUGAGGACAUACCUGAAGAGCUUGAUACCGAGGUUCCUGGGUUAGCUGAGAGGCCGAUUAAUGUCUUCAUGCCAAGAUUAUUUCAGAUGUUCCAGUCACCCCAUGCGUCACUCAGAAAGCUUGCUUUGGGAUCUGUAAAUCAAUUUAUUGUGCUUAUGCCUGCUGCAUUGCUUAUGUCUAUGGAUCAGUACCUCCAAGGUCUGUUUCUUCUUGCACAUGAUCCUGUCGCAGACGUUCGAAAGCUGGUGUGCUCAGCACUUGUUCAGUUAAUUGAAAUCCGUCCAUCUUUCUUGGAGCCACAUUUGCGAAAUGUUAUUGAAUAUAUGUUGCAAGCCAACAAGGACACUGAUGAUGAAGUUGCACUGGAGGCUUGUGAAUUUUGGACUGCAUAUUGUGAAGCUCACUCACACCCGGAGAACUUAAUGGAGUUCUUACCACGUCUUAUUCCGGUUUUAUUAUCAAACAUGGCCUAUGCUGAGGAUGAUGAAUCUCUUGAUGAUGCUGAGGAUGAUGAAUCUUUCCCAGACAGGGAUCAGGACCUGAAACCACGUUUUCAUUCUUCUCGACUACAUGGAGCUGAUAAUCCAGAUGAGGAUGAUGAUGAUGAUAUUGUGAAUGUAUGGAACCUGAGGAAAUGCAGUGCAGCUGCGCUUGAUGUUUUGUCAAAUAUUUUUGGGGAUGAGAUUCUUCCAACUACAAUGCCCUUGGUUCAGGCCAAGUUAUCCACUGCUGAAGAUGCUGCAUGGAAGGAAAGGGAAGCAGCUGUAUUAGCAUUAGGUGCCAUUGCUGAAGGCUGUUACAGUGGCCUCUAUCCUCAUUUGCCUGAGAUAGUGGCAUUUCUCACUCCACUUUUGGAUGACAAAUUUCCUCUUAUAAGAAGCAUCACAUGUUGGACUCUUUCCCGGUUUAGCAAAUGGCUUGUUCAGGGCACUGGCAAUCAGAAAGGUCAUGAGCAAUUUGAUAAGGUGCUUAUGGGCCUACUAAGAAGAAUACUAGAUACAAAUAAGCGUGUGCAGGAGGCUGCAUGUUCUGCUUUUGCAACACUUGAAGAGGAAGCUGCAGAAGAGUUGGCUCCUCGUUUGGAGAUUAUUUUGCAGCAUCUUAUAAUAGCCUUUGGGAAAUAUCAGAGGAGAAACCUUCGAAUUGUAUAUGAUGCUAUUGGUACUCUGGCUGAUGCAGUUGGAGGAGAGUUGAACCAGCCAAAGUAUCUUGACAUUUUGAUGCCACCUCUCAUUUCGAAGUGGCAAGAACUAUCAAAUUCGGAUAAGGAUCUAUUUCCGUUACUUGAGUGCUUCACUUCAAUAGCACAGGCACUAGGUCCUGGUUUUACACAGUUUGCUGAACCAGUUUUUCAGAGAUGCGUCCACCUGAUCCAGUCACAAUUGAUGGCUAAGGUCGAUCCUGUUUCUGCUGGAGUUCAGUAUGAUAAGGAGUUCAUUGUUUGCUCCCUUGAUUUACUUUCAGGACUUGUGGAAGGUCUUGGCAGUGGAGUUGAGAGUUUGGUUGCACAAAGCAAUUUGAGGGAUUUGCUCUUACAGUGUUGUGCAGAUGUUGCUGCUGAUGUUCGUCAAAGUGCUUUUGCACUUCUUGGUGACCUUUCAAAAGUUUGCCCAGCUCAUCUGCAUCCUCGACUGCCUGAAUUUCUUAAUAUUGCAGCUAAACAGUUGGUAAGGAAUACUCCUGAUCUCAAGGAGACUGUGUCAGUUGCAAAUAAUGCCUGUUGGGCCAUUGGUGAAUUGGCUGUUAAGGUUCACCAGGAGAUAGCUCCCGUGGUCUUGACUGUAAUCUCGAGCUUGGUUCCUAUACUAAUGAAUGCCGAGGGUCUCAACAAGUCGCUACUAGAAAAUAGUGCAAUCACACUUGGACGGCUUGCCUGGGUUUGCCCGGAGGUUGUAUCUCCACAUAUGGAACAUUUCAUGCAAUCUUGGUGUGCUGCUCUGGGCAUGAUACGUGAUGAUAUUGAAAAGGAGGAUGCUUUUCGAGGUCUUUGUGCAAUGGUUCGGGCUAAUCCAUCUGGUGCACUGAACUCACUUAUUCAAUUGCUCAAAGCUGUAGCGAGCUGGCAUGAGAUACGGAGCGAGGAGCUACACAAUGAGGUUUGCCAGGUCUUGCAGGGCUACAAACAGAUGCUUGGGAACGGGGCAUGGGAGCAAUGCAUGUCCACGUUGGAUCCUGCCGUCCGGGAAAAGCUUUCAAAGUACCAAGUGUAAAAGAUUGGAUAUUUAUCAUCAGUGUGGCAUUCAACAUUUUGUGAGCUUCUUGCCCAUGUGUAUGUGCGUCAGUAGGCACAGUGUUCUCGGGUGUCUUGUUGGUUGGUCUUGAAUGAAGCUGCCAUAUGGCUUGUGGAGUUUCUGGAAAUUUCUUUGCCCUGGCUUGCCAAGGAUGUUGAAGCAUGACCAAUCCUGUUCAAUGCUAGAAGAAUCCCUGGCAGUGGUUGUCAGCGGCGGAUACAUGUCCAGGUGUGCGGAUUUUCAAGCGCCUCUGGGAAGUCUUGACCCCCAUUCACAUGUAUACAGUCAUUCCCAUUCAUCCUGCUUCUUUGCAGUUUUUAUUAUUUUGUAAUUGUGGUUCUUUUUUACCUAGAGGCCAGCUUCUUGGUUUAGUUAAUUUUGUUGGUGAGUUUCUUAAAUGGAGUUCCGAAGAGUUGUCUGCGGGUCCUUGGAGUUUUGAGGCUGGAAAGUCUUUUAGGGAAUUGUUUUUUGAGCUUUGAAUGUUGUAGCAUGGGUUUGUAAUUUUUCACCUUGAAUAAUUUUGGAGCAAGGUUUUUCUUUUUACAGUAAUAAUUUUGAUUGCGGAACCUGUAAAGAUAGUCGAUCACUUGAUGUAUGAAUGUUGCUUGUACAGUUCGACAGUUUUUUAGAAGUUAUGCUUUGUUAUA
Molecule: messenger RNA, 3572 nt
Organism: Nymphaea colorata (pocket water lily)
Lineage: Eukaryota; Viridiplantae; Streptophyta; Magnoliopsida; Nymphaeales; Nymphaeaceae
Product: transportin-1
Exons: 29
Coding region: 229-2904 (891 amino acids)
Biological process (GO): protein import into nucleus
Cellular component (GO): cytoplasm; nucleus
Molecular function (GO): small GTPase binding; nuclear import signal receptor activity
Source: RefSeq, a predicted model, not a curated record